AUGCAGAACGACGCUGGUGAAUUCGUUGACUUAUACUGCCCGAGAAAAUGCUCGGCCAGUAACCGCCUCAUCCACGCCAAGGACCAUGCUUCUGUUCAACUGGUCAUCGCCGAUGUUGAUCCCGCCACGGGCCGCGCUGCUGAAACCUCCAAAAUGUAUGUUGUCUGCGGUGCUAUCAGAAGAAUGGGAGAAUCCGAUGACUGCAUAGUCAGACUAACUAAGAAGGAUGGAAUUUUAGCAAAGAACUAC
Messenger RNA from Iphiclides podalirius (scarce swallowtail), 249 nucleotides. The record is from the annotation of a GenBank genome assembly. Lineage: Eukaryota; Metazoa; Arthropoda; Insecta; Lepidoptera; Papilionidae.